This is a messenger RNA of Cheilinus undulatus (humphead wrasse), 2580 nucleotides long. RefSeq names its product zinc finger protein 668 (gene znf668). The coding region runs from base 148 to 2121 and encodes 657 amino acids. The transcript has 2 exons. The record is from RefSeq and is a predicted model, not a curated record. Lineage: Eukaryota; Metazoa; Chordata; Actinopteri; Labriformes; Labridae.
GAGCUUUCGUCAUCAUGGUCCUAAAGCCGUCCCCCCAUCCUGCAGCCAGUCAACAGCAACCUCCGUGCUCUCAGUAAAGGCAGCCGAUCCGAGCACCAAGACGUAUUUCCUGACCGCAGGUUUUAAUGUUCUAACACGGAUUAAAAGAUGGCCUCUCCUCAACCUGGCAGUCCACCUCUUGCAGAGCAGUACACCCCUAUUGAUCAGGAUGAAGAGAGCCAACAAGAGGAAGAGCUAGUGAAAGAUCAGCCUGCAAAAAAACGUGGCAGAGGCAGGCCUCCAAAAGCCAAGCCUUCCUUCAAAUGUUCUGCGUGUUCAGAGACUUACAGGAGUAUGUCAGCUCUGCGCAGCCACAAGUUUUUAGCACACACAAAGGACCGCCAACAGCAGCAGCAGCACUCAUGUUCACAGUGUGCCAAAACAUUCUCCAGCAAGGCUCAAUUGUCAAAGCAUGAGCGCACUCACUCAGCCCAGCGUCCUUUUCAGUGUCCUGACUGUCACAAGGCUUACAAGACACCCACAGAACUGCGCAAUCAUAGCCGCUCUCACACAGGCGAGAAACCCUUUGUAUGCACCGAGUGUGGGAAGGCCUUCAUGCAAGCAAUAUGCCUGAGGAUACAUAUGACACAACACAGUGGUGAGCGUCCUUACUCAUGCCGUCAGUGCUCUAAAAGUUAUCCCACCCUGUCAAAACUGAAGGUGCACAUGCGUUCUCACACGGGAGAAAAGCCGUACUUCUGCGCUGAGUGCGGUAAGAGCUUCGCCGAUCCUUCCGUGUUCCGAAAACACAGGAGAAAUCACCAGGGACAUCGCCCGUAUGCUUGUGACAAAUGUGGGAAAACAUACACAGAGCUGAAGGAUCUGAAAAACCACGAGCGCUCCCACACUGGAGAGAAACCCUACCUAUGCUCCGACUGUGGCAAAGCCUUUUCUCGUUCCUCCUCCCUUGCCUGCCAUCAGCGCAUUCACUCCCAGAAUAAACCUUAUCAGUGUGAGCAGUGUGGCAAAGGCUUCACCCAGCUGUCCUCCUACCAAUCUCACCUCCGCACGCACUCCGGAGAGAAGCCGUUCCUCUGCCCGCAGUGUGGUAAAAUGUUCUCAGAUCCCUCAAGCUUUCGCCGCCACCAGCGAGCCCACCAGGGCUUCAAGCCCUACCCCUGUGAUAAGUGCUCCAAAAGGUUCAGACAGCCGGCUGAUCUGGCUGUGCAUGAGCGUGUUCACUCCGGGGAGCGUCCAUACAAAUGCCAGAGCUGCGACAAGGCCUUUGUAGCAUCCUGGGAUCUCCGACGCCACAUGCUCGUCCACACUGGUCUCAGGCCUUUUUCAUGCACAGAGUGUGACAAGUCAUUUGCAGAGCGCUCCAGCCUCAACAAACACCGGCGUGUUCACUCUGGAGAGAGGCCCUUUAAAUGUGAGGAGUGUUUGAAGUCAUUUGUGGUGUCCUCUAGCCUGCGUAAACACGAGAGGACUCACCUCGCUGAGCAUUCUGAGCAGCAGCAACAACAACAGGAAACAGAGACAGGAUCAGCUUCAGGCUUCACUGCCCACACGACUCUGCCUCAGUUCUCCUGCUCUCACUGUGAUGCCACGUUCGGAAGCUGGGAUGAAGUCCAGGCACAUGAAAAUCUUCACUCCAUUGACUCCACUCCUCCGACUGUUACCAAAAUCAUUCCCCUGGGCUUGCAUGUCUGCGAGACCUGCCAGGCAGAGUUCACACAGUUGGCAGAGCUGCAGGAGCAUGAGAAGCAGCAUCCCAAGCCGAGGCCUCAUGUCUGUAGCGACUGCAGCAAAGGCUUUCUCAACAAAUCGGGGCUGAGGAAACAUCAGAAGAUCCACUCGGCCGACAAACCCCACAGCUGCCCCCACUGUGGCAAAGCCUUUCUGUUUGCAGCCUACCUUCGCAAGCACUUACGGACUCAUGCAGACGCUACAUCAGCAGCCACACAUCUUAGUGACUUGAACAUUAUUCACACUGACCCGCUGCCCUCUCCUCAACCUCCCAGUGAGGUUUCCCCCUCCACUGUUGAGCCAAGCACGAUCUCCCUGACAGUCCCAGUCACUGUACCUGUGACAGCUUUUCAAACUCUGCCGGAGUACUUAGUCAAAGAGGAGGGACUUUAAGUUUUUAUUUUCCUUUAUAGAUUUUUAACUGCACAGAUAUUCUGCCAAGGCCUUAAACCUUUUUAGAGGCUGGGUCUGAUUUUAUGUUUUUUUUUUCAAGCAAACGUCCUUCAAAUUAAGUUGUCUUUAUGUAAAUUGUCAGGGCUCAGUCACUCUUCUACAUCUCCAUGUAUCUUACAAAAAUGUUAGACAUAUUGAUCAAAUUUUAUAUUCUGUACUAUAAGCAUCAUUCUGUGAACUUGUCGAGUGUUGCAAUCUUCAUAAAAUGUGGUCAACAUUUAUGCACCUAUCUUAUCUCAGUAAUGUUUUUUUUUAGCUAAUUUUUAAUUGUAUUUUUAUUUGCAGCUUCUUUUAAAUCAACAUUCAAUGAAGUUACAUUUUGAUGGAACUAAAACAUUUGUAUCUGUUAUAUUGUGCAUAAGUAUUACCUACUGAUAAUAAAAAAAUGGGUCAAAGUCA